AUGAGCUGGCUGUACCCCUUCUCCAGUACCUCCCACCGCCGCCGUCGCUCCAAAGACCGACACUCCACCGUCAGCUCAAACCACCACCACCACUCGCGUCAUUCCACCAGCGCGCCCUCCAUUUUCAGCCUGGGGAGCUACGCCAAUCGCUCCUCGGCCUCAUCCGUCUAUUCCGCCGGCGGCUCUUCCUCACGCCGAGCAAAGCCGCGCUCGGGUUUUGUGGCACGCAUUGUGCACAAGAUCAAACGCCUGUUCAGACAUAUAGUCCAUUAUGCGAAGCGGCAUCCAGUGAAGGUUUUCCUGAUGGUGAUCAUGCCGCUGAUCACGGGAGGGGUGCUGCAGAAGCUGCUGAGCGCCGUGGGAGUUCGGCUUCCCAAGAGUUUGAUGGGUGGGAGAUCGAGGGGAGGUAGUAUUGGCGGGUUCGAUAGCGGCGGGAAUGGCAUUGGUGAGAGUGUCAAGGGAUUGGUCUCUGUUGCGAAGAUGUUCUUGUGA
Messenger RNA from Coccidioides posadasii C735 delta SOWgp, 492 nucleotides. RefSeq lists its product as uncharacterized. Lineage: Eukaryota; Fungi; Ascomycota; Eurotiomycetes; Onygenales; Onygenaceae. The record is from RefSeq and is a predicted model, not a curated record.